Molecule: messenger RNA, 774 nt
Organism: Oncorhynchus keta (chum salmon)
Lineage: Eukaryota; Metazoa; Chordata; Actinopteri; Salmoniformes; Salmonidae
Gene: cep19
Product: centrosomal protein 19
Exons: 2
Coding region: 9-497 (162 amino acids)
Biological process (GO): microtubule anchoring at centrosome; trans-Golgi to periciliary membrane compartment transport
Cellular component (GO): centriole; ciliary basal body; spindle pole
Source: RefSeq, a predicted model, not a curated record
ACUCAACGAUGCCUUUUGUGGCUAAACGAUGCGGUGUUCAAUUCAGCCCACCAUCAAUCGUUUUAAUUUAUGAAAGUAAUGUUCAGGAUACAAACAAGAUCCGAAAAAGAAUCAUACCUGUGAGGAACUUCUCGAACUGUUCAGACUGCUGCAUGGCUGCGGAGAGAAUGAAGCACCAUAUUCGGCAUAGGGCAUACCUGGAGAGUGUUUCAUUGGGGCAACUGGAGAGGCUUCAUAUAGUGCUGCGGGAUCACAUGCAGGGCCACAGCCUGGAGCACACUCUAGCCUCCCUCCGCCUGGACCCCGAGGAGGACCUCAACAAGCUGGAUGAUGAGGAGCUUGCGCGCAAGAAGGUCCAAAUGGACAAACUCUUUGAGCGUAACCGAAGGCGGAAAGAUGACCCUGACUUUGUCUAUGACCUGGAGGUGGAAUUUAAAGGGGAGGUUGCUCGGGAACCAUGCAGCUGGGAUGAAGAGGAGUCUGAUGAUGGGUUUUAAAAGAACACAGAUCAGACUGGGAGUGUUUCAGUUUGUCAACAAAGCACCCUACCUGAUCUUUAGUGACUGAAUAAUACUCAUUCCUUUGCACAGGGCAGUUGUUAUUCAAGCCCUUUGCUCAAUUAAGCGAUCAACAACAACCAUAUCCAACUGGACAUGGAUAAAAAUACACAUUUAAACUAAUAUCCUUACAGAUGCUAUUGAAAUAUUGAGUAGUUGUACAUGUUUAUUGAUAUGAAACUUACAUUUACAAAAUCCAAAUACUUUGUCUCCUUGA